Acanthamoeba castellanii str. Neff is the source of this 672-nucleotide messenger RNA. RefSeq lists its product as uncharacterized. The coding region runs from base 1 to 672 and encodes 223 amino acids. NCBI's taxonomy places the organism in Eukaryota, Discosea, Longamoebia, Acanthamoebidae. The record is from RefSeq and is a predicted model, not a curated record. The transcript is spliced from 7 exons.
AUGCGCUUUGGCCUGCUCGCGGGCACGGAUACACUGGAGUCGCUCACCUCUCUUUACCUGGGCCUGGCCGUGAGCUUCACGCUCAAUGGGCAGCAGCCGGAGUACCCCAGCCUCUUUUGUUCGCUGUGUGGCAACCUCGCGGGCACCGUCAUCGCGUUCCCGCUCUCCAUCCUCACCUGGCAGCUCCACACCGACAACUGGAGAGGCUGGGGCAGCCUGGUGCCGUUCACCAGCCUCGGCAGGCUCCACUGGCGUGCCCUGCCGGCCAAGUAUUUCGACUCCCUGGCCCUGAACGUACUCAGGGCGCGGAUGGGCGAGGUGAUGACCUCGGUGACGGGCGUCGGUUGCGAACCGCUGGGGUGGCUCGCCAGCGACAUCAAGAACCACCAAGACGACCCUGACCUCUACGACGUCCAUCGGUCCACAGCCAGCGUGAUCGUAGACCGCGCUCGGCUUUGGGCCAUCGGCAGGGUCGGCUCCUGGCUCUCCGGCCUUGUCCUUGUGGGCAUGCAGGUGCCGGCGGCGAUCGUGUGCCAUCGCAUGUUGGCCGAGCCGGGCCGCUUUGGGUCGGUGGUGGAGUGCGUGCGGCACAUCUGGGCGAGCGAAGGCCUGAGCGGCUUCUACCGCGACCUGCCCCUCUUCAGCCUCCUGAUCCUCAACGAGCUCAUGUGA